CAUCACUGUACCUCACUGGAUCACGCUGCCCAGGGCCCAGAGGAGGGCAAGGGCAAGGGGCAGAGCAACAAGCUGGCCUACACUGUCACUGACAUGCCCCCCUGGUACCUGUGCAUCCUGCUGGGUAUUCAGGACAUUGCUGGAAUUGCACUUUCUCCUGAUGCGCCUGGAGCUGUGGGGCCAGAUCCUGGUGUCCUGAGGUCCUUCCCACCACUGCCUGAGCACUGAUUGUUAUCCUUCUGCCUGCAGCUACAUCCUCGCCCUUGAUGUGCUAAUAGUGAGGCAGAGGCCUAGGGCUGGAGCCUGAACAGUUAAUAAGAACAGGUCAGAUACCUCUGCUGAAGUCUGCAAAAUGUCUGUGGGCUUCUAAACUUCUGCCUUUCUGCUGCAGUAAUGACUAAGCAGAGGCCAAUGUCCAUACCCAGGCAUGUUAAAUGACCCAAUGCAACCCAGAGUUACUGGGUAUAGAGCAUCAGGGAACAGAGCCCGCAAAAUGACUAAGGAAACAAUGGACUGGUCUUGGAUCUUGAUGGACAUUUUGUACUUUGUUUCCUUAAAUGAUCACCUCAGAUUUGGAAUGUAUAAAAACAAGGUUUUGUGAACACAUCUAGAUUGUAAUUUUAAUAAAGCACACCUUUAACAAGCACAGUGAGUUUCCAAGUCCCACCAGUUCCACCACUGCAGUCCUGUACUAUGAUGAGUGAGAACUGGGAAGUUAGACUGGGUGAAACAACCUUGCCUCAUCAAUUGCUCACCAAAUUAUCUUCACAUUUAGUAAUUAACCAAAGGUCAUUGUUAAAAUAUGCCUCCGACUGCUUUGAAAAAUACAGUGCUUGAUCUUUCCAUUCUUUGCCAUCCUUUUAUAUGGCUAUUCAUAACUGCACCGUGUGAGAAAAGUUGCUGAUUGCAAAGAGUAGGUAACUGCAGUUUACAAAUAUGUUAUUGGUUGAGGUGCAAAUGAAACAGAUUGAAACAUUUGUACUCUGCUCACUUCAUGUGAUCAUUCUAUUACCUUUCCUUAUCAUGUCCCCUCCUUCCUGGUAGACUAACCCCAACAUUUUUUUUUUUUUUUUUUGAAGGGCUAGGAAUAAACCUGUUGUGUCUGACAGUGAUCUGGGGAGUCCAGAGCACUACAAAAGGUCUUUGGGCAUGGAAGGUGGGAGAAGUUUGUGGGGGUGCACUGUGGAUCUUGUAGGUCCAGCCCCUAACAGAACGUUUAAUUUAUCAAAAAAGAGAAUGAAUAGUACUGGUAUCAUUCAAAUACAAAUGUGCAAGUUACUUGUAGAUUUCCCUCAGUAAUGCAGUAAUGUUUUAUUGCCAGUUCUGUGUCCUUCUUCACUCCGUCUUUCUCUGUGGCUCCUAGCAUUUCCUGACAGCCAUGGGAGGUCUGGUAGCCAUCCCACUGAUCCUAUCCAGAGAGCUUUGUCUCCAGCAUGACCUCCUCACCCAGAGCCACCUGAUAAGCACCAUCUUCUUUGUCUCAGGAAUUUGCACCCUGCUUCAAGUCCUCUUUGGAGUCAGGUUGCCUAUUAUUCAAGGAGGAACUUUUGCAUUCCUGACCCCCACCCUGGCCAUGCUGUCCCUCCCCAGGUGGAAGUGCCCUGCCUGGACGGAGAACGCCACGCUGGUGAAUGCUUCUUCACCAGAGUUCAUUGAAGUUUGGCAGACACGGAUGCGAGAGGUGCAAGGCGCUAUCAUUGUAGCUUCUUGCUUUCAAAUCUUCGUUGGAUUUUCUGGCCUUAUUGGAUUUCUGAUGAGAUUCAUUGGCCCCUUGACAAUAGCUCCCACCAUCACCUUGGUUGCUCUACCUCUCUUUGACUCGGCUGGGGAUCAGGCUGGACAGCACUGGGGCAUAGCGUUCAUGACUAUUUUUUUCAUAGUUCUGUUCUCUCAGUACCUGAAGGAUGUCCCUGUGCCACUGCCAUCGUAUCAGAGAGGCAAGAAGUGCCACUUCUCCCCCAUCUACCUCUUCCAGAUCUUCCCGGUGCUGCUGGGGCUGUCCCUGAGCUGGCUGUUCUGCUAUGUGCUGACGGUGACUGACGUCCUCCCCAUGGACCCCACUGCUUACGGCCACCUGGCACGGACAGACACCCGCGGGGACGUCUUGUCUCAGGCUCCCUGGUUUCGACUCCCUUACCCAGGACAGUGGGGAAUGCCAACAGUCAGCUUAGCUGGGAUAUUCGGCAUCCUCGCCGGGGUGAUCUCCUCCAUGCUGGAGUCCAUGGGGGAUUACUAUGCCUGCGCCCGCCUGUCUGGUGCCCCACCGCCGCCGAAGCAUGCCAUCAACCGUGGGAUCGGUGUUGAAGGCAUUGGCUGCCUCCUGGCUGGGGCCUGGGGAACAGGGAACGGCACCACGUCCUACAGUGAGAAUGUGGGGGCCCUGGGCAUCACCAAGGUAGGGAGUCGCAUGGUGAUCGUUGCCGGUGCCUGUGCCAUGCUCCUGAGCGGCGUCUUCGGGAAAGUGGGGGCGAUGCUUGCCAGCAUACCCACCCCUGUCAUCGGGGGCAUGUUCCUCGUGAUGUUCGGCAUCAUCACCGCAGUGGGGAUUUCCAAUCUGCAGUACACGGACAUGAACUCCUCCAGAAACAUCUUUAUAUUUGGAUUCUCUGUAUUUGCUGGACUCACAGUUCCCAACUGGGCAAACAAAAAUAGUGCACUUCUAGAAACAGGAAUCAUCCAGCUGGACCAGGUGAUCCAGGUGCUUCUCACCACUGGCAUGUUUGUGGGUGGACUCCUGGGGUUUAUCCUUGAUAACACCAUUCCAGGAACACAGGAGGAGCGGGGACUCCUGGCAUGGAAGCACAGCCACAAGGGAGAGGCGGGCAACUCCCAGCUCAUUUCCAAGGUCUAUGAUCUCCCAUUUGGCAUAGGCACUAAAUACUGCGCUGUCUCUUGGUUUCGGUAUCUCCCUGCUUGCCCCAAAAAACUACCUGGUGGCAAGAAAAUGGAUGAACUGAAGGCUGCUGGACAAGAAAGCAGUGUUAAAGCAAGCUUGGAAAGAGACUCUGAGAUAGGUGCUGAUACAAGGAUAUAAGCACCAGGCCUGAAGGUGAAUUCAUCUCUCAAGCAGAGGUAUGAAGAGCGUGUCUGCAGCCCCCAUCAUCUGAGCAUGAGCUGGAGCAAGAGAAGGACAGUGCCUUUCUUUUCUUAACACUGUCUCCAGUGGUGACUGGUGACCUUGAGGGGAUCAUUUUUCUUCUCCCUGCUCCUGCCUGUCCAGCUCUAGGAAGAACACAGUCCUGCUUUGGGAAAUGCCUGGGAAGGAUGUUCAGCUUCCUUCCUUGCACUGAGCCUUGGGGACCCUGAGGAACAGUUGUCAGUGAAGCAGAGCUCUUCCUUUCCCCUGUCCUGACUGCUCUCGGGGCCACAAGGAGAAGGCAUCUCUACUGCUCUUACGCAUCCUUUGGGCUGAGGUUUAUCCCCUCUUCCUUAAUAAUCUGUAAUGGCAACGUUCACCUCUCAGCUUGUGGUUUACACCUUUUCCUGGCCAAAGGGAAGAAGCAGGCACCUCUAGGCCAUGACUCAUCUAAUUCCUGUGACACUCUAAAGUCAAAUGAAUGUUGCUGGAAAAGCAGCAUCUAAGGUUAAUGGGAUGAAUUGUCUUCUGACGUUGCCUCUCCCUACCUACACUGCAGAGGGAUCUGCAGACUUUAGUUAGGUUAUUGACCUGCUAGAAAUAACCAGCUUUACUGAAAGGAAUCCCAUCCCAGGGGGUGCUGGGAGCCAGGUUCCCCAGGGCACCAAAUUGCAGAGAUGAAGGAAUCUUCAUGAGAGAUGAAGGAGAAAAUUUCUGCUUGUAGUGUGAUGUACCUCUGCUACUGCUAAGUUCGGUGUGUCCCCACUGUGCCUGAUUUGGUUUGGUGAUUGUGUGGUGACAGCCACUUCUCUGGAAAACAGCCUGCAGGCUCUUGCUGCUUUCCAGUCUCAGCAGAAACAGCCUUAACCUGUUAGUAAUGUGACUGCACAUGGUGGUGGCUGCUGCUGACAUGUAAUAAUAUUGCUGUAACAUUAAGCUCUCAUUUCCUGCACUGAGAUUUAUACUUAGGUAUUUUUGGGAAAAAAUAAAUAAUAUAUGCAACUGAA
This is a messenger RNA of Numida meleagris (helmeted guineafowl), 4083 nucleotides long. RefSeq names its product solute carrier family 23 member 1-like. The record is from RefSeq and is a predicted model, not a curated record. NCBI's taxonomy places the organism in Eukaryota, Metazoa, Chordata, Aves, Galliformes, Numididae. Gene Ontology annotation, cellular component: membrane. Gene Ontology annotation, biological process: transmembrane transport. Gene Ontology annotation, molecular function: transmembrane transporter activity. The transcript has 11 exons. Bases 1379 to 3034 code for a protein of 551 amino acids.